UGAAAAUGUUCAUUUGCCAUGAAUACAGUUGUUUGUUGUGAAACAUCAUAUUAAAAAAGCAUGUGGAGAUUCAAACAGUUGAUGCCUAAGGAUCAAACAGGACUUGAAGGAAGGACAAUUGACAUUGGUAAUCUGAAAGUUCAUGUCCGCAAUGCUAUAGCUGAGGGUGGAUUCUCUUGUGUUUACUUAGCUCGAGAAGCACUACAUGGUUCAAAACAGUAUGCAUUAAAGCAUAUCAUAUGUAUCGACGAAGAAUCGUUAGAGCUAGUGAAGAAAGAAAUAAGUACAAUGAAAUCUCUCAAAGGACACCCCAACAUUGUUCCCCUAUUUGCUCACGCCAUUUUUGACAUGGGACGGACAAAAGAAGCACUUCUUGUGAUGGAGUAUUGUGAGAAGUCUUUGGUUAAUGUGUUGGAAAACAGAGGAGCUGGUUAUUUUGAUGAGAAACAGAUUCUUGUCAUAUUUAGGGAUAUCUGCAAUUCAGUAUUUGCAAUGCACUGCCAAUCUCCACCUAUUGCUCACAGAGACUUGAAGGCUGAAAAUCUUCUUCUGGGACACGAUGGAUUGUGGAAAUUAUGCGAUUUUGGAAGUAUAUCAACCAACCAUAAGCGAUUUGAAAAGGCUGAAGAAAUGGGUAUUGAAGAAGAUAACAUCAGAAAGUAUACAACACCUGCCUAUAGAGCUCCUGAGAUGUGGGAUCUAUUUCGAAGAGAGGUUAUAAAUGAAAAGGUUGAUAUUUGGGCUUUAGGUUGUCUCCUAUUCCGUAUAUGCUACUUAAAGUUGGCAUUUGAUGGAGAAUCAAAGCUACAAAUUUUAAAUGGGAAUUAUCGUAUUCCAGAUUCACCAAAGUACAGUACUAACAUCACAAGCUUGAUCAAAGACAUGCUUCAAUCUUCACCCGAUGCCAGACCAGAUAUCACGCAGGUAUGGUUUCGUGUUAACAACCUAUUGCCAGAAGAACUACAAAAGUCAUUGCCUGAUAGACCAUCAGAAUCAAGUCUGCCAGCUCCUGAUAUCCUUGAAGGGAUUCAAAAGACUAAGCAUAAGAAUCAACCAAUGCCAAUGCCUCAACCUUCCGGUGGAAAUGCAGGGCAUCUCGGGGCUUUUUGGACAACCGAGCAUGCCAAGGACGUAAAUGUUGUCAAGUUUGUUGAAGAACCUAUUUUUCCCAAGUGGGAUGCUUUUCCUCAAAACAUUGUACCACAUAGAGAAGAAAAUAUUCAACCUCGGCCAAAUUUGAAGAAUGUGCAAGGAGAACCUAACCGUAGAUCAAAGUCAUCGUCAUUUGGGAAUGAAGCAUUUAACUGUUUCGUGGCAGAAUUCGAUAUGGAUAAGUUAAACUCUCAAGUCAUCGUCAAGAAAUCAGGGAAUGAAGAGGAGAAGGAGAAGGAAAUGAAGAUGGAUAGUGAGGUUGAGAAAUUGAAGAAACAACUUAAACAAGCUAAUGUAGAAAAGGAUGAAAUUAUGAGUAAAUUCGAGAAGCUAUCGGCUAUUUGUCGAUCGCAGAGACAAGAGUUACACGAGCUUAAACAAGAAUUGGCAACUCGAAAAAAAGUUGACGUAACACCUCAGCUUAAACAAGAAUUGGCAACUCGAACAAAAGUUGAUGGAACACCUCAGCAAAGGGAGAUGGUUUGGGAAUUCCAACCGGGAUUAUUCGAGAACAGUUCUCCAAAUCCCGAGCCAAAAGAUUUAUUCGACGAAACAAAUCAGAAUAAGAAGAUUGAAGGUACAAUUUGGGAACUCCAACAAGGAUUAUUCGAAAACAAUUCGCCAAAUCCUGACCCAAAUUCAGGCUGGGGAUUUGGGGCCGAGUCUUUUCCAACUUUCUCGGGUGGUGGUGGCGACUCGAAGAACACUAACAGUAGCUUUUCGGCUUCCCAACCUGCUGGAUGGGCGGGUUUUUAGUACUUUUCCUUUCAUCUGCUUGAAAUAAAUAGAAGGUACUUAUAUAUGAAUUGUUCAUGUUUUCAAAUAAAUUGUUUAAUGCAUUGA
Molecule: messenger RNA, 1995 nt
Organism: Impatiens glandulifera
Lineage: Eukaryota; Viridiplantae; Streptophyta; Magnoliopsida; Ericales; Balsaminaceae
Product: AP2-associated protein kinase 1-like
Exons: 9
Coding region: 61-1908 (615 amino acids)
Biological process (GO): protein phosphorylation
Cellular component (GO): cytoplasm
Molecular function (GO): protein serine/threonine kinase activity; ATP binding
Source: RefSeq, a predicted model, not a curated record